AGCAUCUCUAGCCGGGUGGAAAAGAGCAGUGAUGGCAGCAACGGCAUUUCCACCCGGGUGGAAAAGGGCAGCGACAGCGUCUCUACCCGGGUGGAAAAGGGCAGCGAUGGCAGCAACAGCAUUUUCACCCAGGUGGAAAAGGGUGGUGACAGCAACGACAGCAUCUCUACCCGGGUGGAAAAGAGCAGCGACGGCAGCAACGGCAUUUCCACCUGGGUAGAAAAGGGCAGCGCCAGCAUCUUGGACCCAGCUGGCUCUGGCGCCGUGGGGCUGGCUGAAGGAUGCAGAGCACCAGAUGCCGAGGGAGCCCCGCUAACAGCCCCCCGAAGGGCAGACGGCCCUGUAGAAAGCCAAGCUCCGGCCCUCUUGGCUGGGACGGAGGGGUGUCUGCGGGCCCAAGAGCCUGCCUCCCACCCCGAGGCAACGGAGCAGGGGGAGAGGCUGGAAGAGCGCAGUCGGGGCAUGACCCCCUCCCCAGGGGCCGCAUGUCCCAGCCAGGCCGCAGAGAGUCCCAGCGAGGUGGCGGAAGAGGACCCCGAGCUGGCUGUCGACAUGGAGCUGUUCGUGGACACCCUCCGUAACAUGGAGCCCUCGGAAAUACGGAAGCCCCUGAAGGUGCAUAAGCCGCCGCGUCGCUCCUCGCUGGGCGUGGGCCGAGCCCUACCACCCAUCCACGAGGACCACGUCAUGCCCAGGUCCCAGGUUCCCUUCCCAGAAGCCCUCACCAAGCUCCGGGCAAUGGCACAAGGGGCCGGCCGCCAGCAGAAGGGGCCGGCCGGGGGGAGCGCGGAGGAGGAGGAGGAGGAGGAGGAGGUCCAGAACCCGUAUCUCAGUGAGGACAAGAAGUCCCCAGCCCAGGAGGAGCCCAGGAAGACGUACUCCAGUGCCGUGGAGGACUACCUGUCGCUGCUGGCGAAGCUGAAGCAGCCGCCGGGGGAUGAGAAGGCCAAGGUCUCUGCCCCCCGGGUCACGAUGGAUCAAAGCAUCCUGUUCAGGGCCAAAGUCCUCAAAGGCAUGGCGCUGGUUUCAGACUUCCUGGAGCACAAGGCAGCCCCCGCGGAGAACAAGCCCUACUCCCGCCUGGACAACAGCGUCCUCUACAGCCGCUACGUGGCCUCCGCCGCGCCCCUGCCCAGCGCGCUGGAGCAGCAGCAAGAAGGCCGAAACUCGCCCAGCCCCGCCGACCUGGCGCUGCUCCAGGCCGCCGAGCAGAGCCAGCCUCCGCCCAACGGGCCAAAGUCCGGCAAGCGUCUGCCCUCCGAGCCCUCCCCGGAGGAGCUGGAAGUCGGCUCCCCGGGGGCUGAGCGGGCCCCGGGCCCAGAGCAAAGCCCUGACCAGAUGCCUUCGGCCUCCCAGGAGGCUGAGCCGGAAAGCGCCCCUCCCCGACGCCCCGAGCACCCCGAAAUGCAGCAGGAAAAAAUGAGACCCUCCAAGAAGAUCAAUGUGAGACCCGGCAAGAUCGUUCUCUACUCCGAGCCGGGCUUCGCAGGCCAGAAGCGAGAGCUCUGGGGGGACGUCCCGGACGCCACCUCCUGGGAGCUGUCCCCCACCAUCUCCAUCCGCGUGAUCCGGGGAGGCUGGGUGAUGUACGAGGAGCCGCGGUUCCACGGGAGGAAGUGCGUGCUGGCCGAGGGGGACGUGGAGAUCAGCAACCCCUGGGCAGCCUACCAGCGAGCCGGGGAGGCUCCCGAGAACGUGCCUUUCCGGAUCGGCUCCUUCAAGAGGGUCGUGCAGGACUACCGGACCCCCGAGAUCAGCUUGUUCAGCAAAGAGAAUGGGGAAGGCACCAAAGCCAGGUUCAUGGAUUCCUCAGAGGACACCCGGACCCAGGGCAAGGCCUUGACAGCUGCCUCCAUCGUAGUCCACUCGGGCCUGUGGCUGAUCUACUCCAAGCCCUUCUUUGACGAUGACCCCUAUGUCCUGGAGCCGGGCGGCUACCCCAGCCUAAAAGCGUGGGGCGCCAGGGACCCCUCCGUCUGCUCCAUGCAUCCUCUCAAACUGGGCUGCCCCGUGGUGGAGAAACCUGGAGAGCCCAAGGCGAUGGUUUACGAGAAGGCCCAUUUCCAGGGCCGCAGCUGCCAAGUGAGCCGAGACGUCUACGACCUGAAGAAGCAGGAGGGCGGCCAGGGCCCUGGCCUGGCCACAGUGGGGUCUCUGUGCAUCCUGGGAGGCUGCUGGGUCGGCUACAGCAAGGCUGGCUUCCGGGGUCACCAGUACCUGCUGGAGGAAGGAGAGUACCCUGACUGGACGCAGUGGGGGGGCUACGGCAAGGAGCUCGUGUCGCUGCGUGUGAUCCGGACGGACUUCUUGGACCCAGCACUGGUGCUUUUCGAGGCCAUGGACUUCGAGGACGGUCCCAGCGUGGAGCUGAGCGAAGCCCUGCCGGAUGUGUCGCUGGCUCGCUACGGGAGCAAAACGCAGUCCAUCAACGUGUUGAGCGGCGUGUGGGUGGCUUACGAGGGCACGAACUUCUCCGGGGAGCAGUACGUCUUGGAGAAAGGGGUGUAUCGGAGCUGUGAAGACUGGGGAGCCAGCGACUGCCAAAUCGGCUCCGUGCAGCCGGUCCUCCAGGUUGGGGAGCACAGCCUGCACUUCGUGUCCAGGAUCCAGCUGUUCUCGCACCCCGACUUCCUGGGCCACCACAUCUCCUUUGAGGAUGACCAGGGAGCCCUGCCGGAGUCCUUUGCCCCCCAGUCCUGCCGAGUCCACGGGGGCAGCUGGAUCCUCUACGACGGGCAGGACUUUGAGGGAGAGCAGCACGUCCUGUCUGAGGGCGAGUACCCGACGCUCAGCGCCAUGGGCUGCGUCUCUGCAGCGGCUGUCCAGUCCCUCAAGAAGGUCCCUCUUGUCUUCUCCGAGCCCUCCAUCUUCCUCCACGGACUGGAGUGCUUUGAAGGCAAGGAGAUCGAGCUGAACAGCGAGGUGAGGAGCCUGCAGGCCGAGGGCUUCAACAACCACGUGCUGUCUGUGCGCAUCAAAGGUGGCAUCUGGGUGCUCUGUGAGCACAGCGACUUCCGGGGCCGGCAGUGGCUGCUGGACGUGACGGAGAUCACCAACUGGUUGAUGUACAGCGGACUGCAGCACGUCGGCUCCCUCUAUCCCAUCCGGCAGCGGCGGAUCUACUUCCGGCUCAAAAAUGCGGGGCUGGAGCUCUUCCUGUCCGUGCCAGAUGACGUGGAGGACAUGAAAGCUGGGCGCGUGGUGACCUCGGCCCUCGGCGAGCAGAGCAGUACCAUCUGGUACUACGAGGAGGGACUCCUCAAAAACCAGGUGGCCCCCACCAUGAGCCUGCAGGUGAUCGGCCCUGCGGGGAAAGGUGCCAAGGUGGUGCUGUGGUCCGAGACCCGCGUCCCCCGCCAGACCUGGAGAGUCGAUGACUCUGGGCGCAUCUGGAGCCAGAUGUUUGAAGACAGGGUCCUGGAUGUGAAAGGGGGCCAGUCCUACGACCAGGACCACGCCGUCCUCUGGGACGUGGCUGAGGAGAGGACCACGCAGCGAUGGGAGCUGCAAGUGCUCUGAGGGCCGGACGCUGUCGGAGAUGCCUGACCCCCCCCCGCACCCUGCCAGCCCUUCAGGGGCUCUCACUGGGCUGGGGAGUAGGGGCCUGCCAGAUGCACCUGGGGGGCACGUCUCCCUACCCUGUGCCCCGCUGUACCAGGCCGGGACGGCUCCAGCUCACCCCUUCAGCAUCUCCAGGGACUCCUCGCCGCUGGAGCUUGUCCUGCUUCUGGCCCCUGUCCCUCCCCGGAGGAUGCAGGGAAAUGGCCGGUUCCUGCAGGCCAUCCCCGCCAGAGCCUUGUGCAGGACCCUGAUGUGACUGAGGACUGGAGCACGGCCCCCUCCCUUGCCGCCCCCCGGGGCUGUAUUUAUCUGUGCGGGACUGUAUUUAAGAGUGCGUGUAAGAGAGGACCCUUUUGUAGCACCA
Gavialis gangeticus (Gharial) is the source of this 3925-nucleotide messenger RNA. RefSeq names its product absent in melanoma 1-like (gene CRYBG2). Lineage: Eukaryota; Metazoa; Chordata; Crocodylia; Gavialidae. The transcript has 19 exons. The coding region runs from base 463 to 3519 and encodes 1018 amino acids. The record is from RefSeq and is a predicted model, not a curated record.